AUGGAGAAAAAAAGAAGAGCCAGAAUCAAUGAUAGCUUAGAAACUCUAAAACAAAUACUACUUCAAUCAAAAACAGACUUACAAGAAGCUAAAAAAGGCCAAAGAACAGCUAAAUUAGAAAAGGCUGAUAUUCUUGAGAUGACUGUGCAGUAUCUACAACAACUUCAAGAAAAAGAUAAAGAAAAUCAGCCAAAACCUAUGGGUGUUAAACAAAACUUCCCAGAAAGUGCGACUUUAAUGAAAAAAGUUUCAAAUCAACAGAAGCCCUUACGGAUAUGUUCCAAUUCGGUACACAAAGAGCCAGUUGCCAUUCGACCAGCUGAUAGUUCAUCCGAAAAGGUCAACUUGGGUGUUAGACUUCUUCCUACACAAUUAAUUAGUGGACAGGUUGUGUAUUUGUUACCUUCUACCUUAAAUGUAAAUAAUAUAAACUCAAACUACGCGGAUAGCAAAGACAAAGUGUGGAGACCUUGGUGA
Diabrotica balteata is the source of this 477-nucleotide messenger RNA. The record is from the annotation of a GenBank genome assembly. NCBI's taxonomy places the organism in Eukaryota, Metazoa, Arthropoda, Insecta, Coleoptera, Chrysomelidae.